This is a messenger RNA of Nicotiana attenuata, 4080 nucleotides long. RefSeq names its product phosphatidylinositol 4-phosphate 5-kinase 6-like. Gene Ontology annotation, biological process: phosphatidylinositol metabolic process. The record is from RefSeq and is a predicted model, not a curated record. Lineage: Eukaryota; Viridiplantae; Streptophyta; Magnoliopsida; Solanales; Solanaceae. Bases 254 to 3880 code for a protein of 1208 amino acids. The transcript has 17 exons. Gene Ontology annotation, molecular function: phosphatidylinositol kinase activity.
AGGAGGAGAGAGACAGAGAUACACAAUGGAUCAAGAAAAGUAAAACAGAGUGAUCUAAUUUCUAUCUCUCUGCAUGUCCCUGCAUGUUCGAACCAUAGCUAGUUUAAUUUGAUUCAUUAUAUAUUUCGACAAAAAAAGACAAAAUCUGCUCUCCUUUUCACUAGUAUCCAAUUAAAAAUAUUGAGCAAUGAUGAAAUCCAUGUUGAGAAAAUAUUCAUCACUUUGAUCCCGAAAGAAGAAGAAGAAUUAUAUAAUGAAGGCAUUGGAAGCAACCGUAAGGAAAACACAAUUGGUAGCCAGAAAACGAGCACACACAAUUUUCGGCACGUAUGGACCAACUCAGGUAGAUGAAGAGCUCAAUAAUAAAGAAAAAGAAGAAGAAAAUACUAACGAAGGACAUGCUAAUGGAGAAUUAUAUCAUUCAGAAAAAUUUCUUCCAAAUGGAGAUUAUUAUACUGGAUAUUGGCUCGAUAAUGUACCUCAGGGACAAGGAAAAUAUUGGUGGACAGAUGGAUGUAUGUACGUAGGAGAGUGGUAUAGAGGCAAAAUGAUGGGAAAAGGUAUAUUUAGUUGGCCAUCUGGUGCAAUGUAUGAAGGUAAUUUCAAGAAUGGUUAUAUGGAUGGAAAUGGAACAUAUACAGCACCAAAUGGAGAUACAUUUAGAGGUUGUUGGUUAAUGGAUUUGAGACAUGGACAUGGUGUUAAAGAAUAUGCAAAUGGUGAUUGUUAUGAUGGGGAAUGGUGUAGAGGAUUACAACAAGGAAAUGGGAAAUAUACAUGGAAAAAUGGGAAUUAUUAUAUUGGUGAAUGGGAAAAUGGUACAAUUUGUGGGAAUGGGAAAUUGUAUUGGAGUAAUGGGAAUUUAUAUGAAGGAAAUUGGGAAGAUGGAUUGCCUAAGGGGAAAGGGACAUUUAGAUGGGGUGAUGGGAGUUAUUAUGUUGGUAAUUGGAGUAGAGAUCCAGAUGAAUUAAAUGGUACAUUUUAUCCAUCUGAAUCUUUAUUAGAAAGAGGGAAUUUUGAAUGGGAUCCUCAACAAGUUUUCAAUGUUGAUUUGAUGGGAUGUACAAUUUCUCCAAAUGAGAAGGUUUCAAUAUUGCCUUCACAGAAAAAACUCGCGGUUAGGAUAUCAUCGAAGCCUGGGGACAACAACGGUAGUAGGGCGAGGAGGAUGUCGAUAGAUGCAGCAGUAGAUAAGGAAUUUGGUAGAAUGGAGUUAUCAGAUGGAAUAGGAACAACUACUACUACAAGUAAUUCUUGUUCAGAUAUUGAAGCCAUGGUUAGUUUGCAAGAAGCUGAAGGAUAUAAAGGAGGUAGUCCUAUUAGAAUUCCUAAGGUUGUUAAAAGGCAAGGAGUCACCAUUUCUAAAGGGCAUAAAAAUUAUGAACUUAUGCUCAAUUUGCAGUUGGGAAUCAGGCAUACAAUACAAAAGCUUGGUCCUGUUCCAACACUUGAUCUGGAGCCAUCAGCUUUUGAUCCAAAAGAGAAGUACUGGACAAGAUUUCCGCCUGAAGGAUCCAAGCAUACGCCGCGUCAUCAGUCUUGUGAUUUCAGAUGGAAAGAUUAUUGCCCAAAAGUUUUCAGGGCUUUAAGGAUGUUAUUUAAGGUGGAUGCAACGGAGUAUAUGCUGUCCAUUUGUGGCCCUCUCAGAGAGCUAAGCUCUCCAGGAAAAAGUGGAAGCUUUUUUUACUUGACAAAUGACGAUAGAUACAUGAUCAAGACAAUGAAAAAGGCAGAAGUAAAGGUACUUAUAAGGAUGCUCAACGCUUAUUACAAUCAUUUUCGUUCUUUUGAGAACACCCUUGUGACUAAGUACUAUGGCCUGCAUUGCCUGAAGCUAAAUGGACCAGCUCAAAAGAAGGUCCGGUUCGUGAUCAUUGGCAAUCUUUUCUGCACCAAUUACACUAUUCAUAGACGGUUCGACUUGAAAGGAUCAACUUUUGGCAGAAUAACAGAUAAACCAGAAUCAGAAAUUGAUACAACAACUACUCUUAAAGAUCUUGAUCUGAACUUCAUAUUCAGGCUACAAAAAUCAUGGUUUGAAGAAUUCAGGAGGCAAGUUGAUAGGGAUUGUGAGCUGUUGGAACAGGAAAGAGUGAUGGACUACAGUCUUUUAGUUGGUGUUCAUUUUAGAGAAGGAAAUGCUACUGGUACUGGAUAUCAAACUCCUUCUGGUUGUAAAACACCUAUUGAAAAUGGCAGCUCAGAAAUUGAACCAGUUCAUCGGUUUUCUCGAUCAGAUGUGGAUCUAUUACUUCUUAAUGCUGCAGGGUUGACAAGCACAAGUUUGGGAGUAAACAUGCCUGCAAGAGUUGAAAGGACAAACAGGAAAAAUGAUUUGGACUUUCAGCUAAUAGGAGAACCAACAGGAGAGUUAUAUGAAGUGACAUUAUAUUUUGGAAUAAUAGACAUACUUCAAGACUAUGACAUUACCAAAAAGCUUGAACAUGCAUAUAAGUCUAUCCAAUGUGACCCAAACUCAAUCUCAGCAGUUGAUCCAAUGGCAUACUCCAGGCGAUUUCGCGAUUAUAUAUUCAAAGUUUUUGUAGAGGACAAGGUAAGGCUGCGUACAAUAAAUCAUUGUGGUCUGGCACUUCCCCGAACCCCGCGCAUAGCGGGAGCUUCGUGCACCGGGCUACCCUUUUACUAUGUCAAUUUAGCAGUUAUUUCAAGAUCACUUAAACGGCACUUGCAGUUAACUCUAUAUGAUAAACAUUUAUCAGUAGCUUGGAAUAAAUGGCAUACAAUACAAAAGCUUGGUCCUGUUCCAACACUUGAUCUGGAGCCAUCAGCUUUUGAUCCAAAAGAGAAGUACUGGACAAGAUUUCCGCCUGAAGGAUCCAAGCAUACGCCGCGUCAUCAGUCUUGUGAUUUCAGAUGGAAAGAUUAUUGCCCAAAAGUUUUCAGGGCUUUAAGGAUGUUAUUUAAGGUGGAUGCAACGGAGUAUAUGCUGUCCAUUUGUGGCCCUCUCAGAGAGCUAAGCUCUCCAGGAAAAAGUGGAAGCUUUUUUUACUUGACAAAUGACGAUAGAUACAUGAUCAAGACAAUGAAAAAGGCAGAAGUAAAGGUACUUAUAAGGAUGCUCAACGCUUAUUACAAUCAUUUUCGUUCUUUUGAGAACACCCUUGUGACUAAGUACUAUGGCCUGCAUUGCCUGAAGCUAAAUGGACCAGCUCAAAAGAAGGUCCGGUUCGUGAUCAUUGGCAAUCUUUUCUGCACCAAUUACACUAUUCAUAGACGGUUCGACUUGAAAGGAUCAACUUUUGGCAGAAUAACAGAUAAACCAGAAUCAGAAAUUGAUACAACAACUACUCUUAAAGAUCUUGAUCUGAACUUCAUAUUCAGGCUACAAAAAUCAUGGUUUGAAGAAUUCAGGAGGCAAGUUGAUAGGGAUUGUGAGCUGUUGGAACAGGAAAGAGUGAUGGACUACAGUCUUUUAGUUGGUGUUCAUUUUAGAGAAGGAAAUGCUACUGGUACUGGAUAUCAAACUCCUUCUGGUUGUAAAACACCUAUUGAAAAUGGCAGCUCAGAAAUUGAACCAGUUCAUCGGUUUUCUCGAUCAGAUGUGGAUCUAUUACUUCUUAAUGCUGCAGGGUUGACAAGCACAAGUUUGGGAGUAAACAUGCCUGCAAGAGUUGAAAGGACAAACAGGAAAAAUGAUUUGGACUUUCAGCUAAUAGGAGAACCAACAGGAGAGUUAUAUGAAGUGACAUUAUAUUUUGGAAUAAUAGACAUACUUCAAGACUAUGACAUUACCAAAAAGCUUGAACAUGCAUAUAAGUCUAUCCAAUGUGACCCAAACUCAAUCUCAGCAGUUGAUCCAAUGGCAUACUCCAGGCGAUUUCGCGAUUAUAUAUUCAAAGUUUUUGUAGAGGACAAUUAACGAGAGGAAUAUACUACUUGUUUUUCUUUUCUCAAUUUGAUGGGAGGACUCCAACAAUUUUAAUUGGCUGUUGAAGCUUUGAAGAAACUUAUGCUUCAUGGAAUUUUGUCAUUUUUAUCAUCAUAGAUAUACACUAAUUUAAUAGCAAUUGUAUAGAGAAAUUAACUUUGUUUUGAUACUUAGUACCUUUUGUCAAUUAA